Messenger RNA from Trichomonas vaginalis G3, 525 nucleotides. Its product is annotated as RNA polymerase II transcription regulator recruiting protein. The transcript has a single exon. The record is from RefSeq and is a predicted model, not a curated record. NCBI's taxonomy places the organism in Eukaryota, Parabasalia, Trichomonadida, Trichomonadidae. The coding region runs from base 1 to 525 and encodes 174 amino acids.
AUGGAUAAUAAUCCAUUAGAAGGUGACCAAUUCAAGCACGAGCUUCCAGAUCCAGCAGAUGAUGCAAUGGCACGAAAUGCAGCCAAUUAUUAUGAUCCAAAAUUUUUACAUCAAAAGGCACAAGAAUUAUAUUCGGCAGCUGCCCUUCGCGACGGAAAAGCAUCUGGAACAAGGCAGAGGUCAACUCCUUGGACUCCAGAAGAGGAUGAAAGAUUAUUACAAGCUGUUCAUGAACAAGGUAAUUCUAAUUGGGCUGCUGUUGCUACAUUUGUUGGAAAUGGUAGAACAAAGGCACAAUGCUCACAAAGAUUUCACAGAGUUAUUGAUCCAAGAAUUUCAAAAUCCAAUUGGAGCAAAGAAGAAGAGGAGAAACUUCUCCAAGUAGUUGAGCAGUAUGGAAAUAAAGCCUGGACAAGAGUGGCUGCUCAAUUCGGAAAUAGAACUGAUGUUCAAUGUCGUUUCAAAUAUAAUCAUAUAAAGAAGAAAUUAAAUGCAGGUACACAACCAACCCCAAUUCCAUUUUAA